Messenger RNA from Paramisgurnus dabryanus, 3867 nucleotides. RefSeq names its product adrenoceptor beta 2, surface b (gene adrb2b). Gene Ontology annotation, biological process: norepinephrine-epinephrine-mediated vasodilation involved in regulation of systemic arterial blood pressure; positive regulation of MAPK cascade; adenylate cyclase-activating adrenergic receptor signaling pathway. Gene Ontology annotation, molecular function: norepinephrine binding; beta2-adrenergic receptor activity. The record is from RefSeq and is a predicted model, not a curated record. Gene Ontology annotation, cellular component: plasma membrane. NCBI's taxonomy places the organism in Eukaryota, Metazoa, Chordata, Actinopteri, Cypriniformes, Cobitidae.
GAGACACAUUUAGUCCACAGCGUGUGUUCAACAAAGUGUGCUGCGAGAGCAUGUAGAGAAAACACAGUGAGAAAACAUGACAGGGUGAGAUAAAAUCUUCAAUGAACACACGCUAGUGAAGACGUAAGAGCUGGAGAAACACAGUUCAAAAGGAUUAUAUUUGGAUAUCUUACGUGUGAUAAAGAGCAGUGGAAAUCAUUUGGAGACUCUAAAACACUCUUGUGAUUUCAGUCACAGCUCAUGGAGGCAGAAGAUACGUGGAGCACUGAGAAUGUCUCCAUGCGCGGGAACGUUACCUUGGGUUUAAAUGACUCCUCUCCGCUAUCUCUGCUCGGCUCGGAGUACAGCGACGCAGAGGUGGUCUCAAUAAGCAUCCUGAUGGCCCUGCUGGUCCUGGGAAUUGUUUUCGGCAAUGUACUGGUCAUCACUGCCAUUGUACGGUUUCAACGUCUGCAGACGGUCACCAACUACUUCAUCAGUUCUCUGGCCUGCGCCGAUUUGGUCAUGGGCCUGCUGGUGGUCCCAUUCGGGGGGUGUUACAUUCUCCUCGACACGUGGCACUUCGGAAACUUCUUCUGUGAGUUUUGGACGGCCACGGACGUGAUGUGCGUCACCGCUAGCAUAGAGACGUUGUGCGUGAUCGCCCUGGACCGGUAUGUGGCGAUCAUGUGGCCCUUGCGUUAUCAGUCGAUGCUCACAAAGCGGAAGGCCUGGGGGGUGUUGCUAGGGGUGUGGGGGGUAGCCGCCCUUAUCUCUUUCUUACCCAUUCAUAUGAAGUGGUGGGUAUCUGAUGACCCAGUGGCACUGAGCUGCAUGGAGAACCCCAACUGUUGUGACUUCAACACCAACGCCGCCUACGCCGUCACCUCAUCCAUCGUUUCCUUCUACAUACCGCUGGUCAUCAUGGUUUUCGUAUACUGCAGGGUCUUCCAGGAGGCCCGUCGGCAACUUCAGAAAAUCGACCGCAUCGAGGGGCGAAUACGGACGCAGAGCUUUAGUACCCAAGAAGGAAACGAGGUGAAGAUCCGGAGGACCAAGUUCGGCAUAAAGGACCACAAAGCUUUGAAGACCUUGGGGAUUAUAAUGGGGACGUUCACCAUCUGUUGGCUGCCAUUUUUCGUCCUCAACGUAGUGGCGGCCAUUUGGAAGAUGGACAACAUCAAAUUGCCCUUCAGGAUCUUGAACUGGAUCGGCUAUGCCAACUCUGGUUUCAAUCCCCUGAUCUACUGCAGGAGUCCUGAAUUCAGAUGCGCCUUUAAGGAGGUCCUGCGCUUGAGGACUUCUCGCACACCCGCCACAAGAAAAAACAAGGGGUACAUCUAUAGCGGCGACAGUUGGAGGUGUCACACAAAAACCACCAGACAACGAGAACCUUCUUUGUCUAACUGUGAAACAGAGAUGGGUACUGACUGUUUGACAGAGGAUGUCAAAAACACAAAUGGGAAUUGUAAUAACCAUGCAGACAUUUUUGAACAAUUGUAACCCCGUCCCACAUGUACCGAAAAUAGUUUUAAAGCACUACAGACAAAUUCUGGUGUUUGGAUCGAGAGGUUUGCCUCGAAAUUAUAUUUAUGAUGUACUACUGACAUACUGUGAUGUUUUGGGACAGAACAAAUAGAAAUUAUGGACAUUAAUGUGGAUCGGAUCAGAUUUGAAAUCUUAAAAAAGACAGAAAACAGUCUACCUCUGCACCGGAUACCUCUGGAACUACCUCACGACGCAUCUCAAACCUGUGCAGUCUUUGUAUUUAUUAAAAAAACUCAACGUAUAUACUUAAACGCAUCCUGAAUUUGGAUUUGCAUAAUAAUAUUUGACUUAAAGGGCCAUGGCCAAUGGGGUGUUUUGUACCUUUGGACUCCAAUACAUUCCAAUAAAGCUUCAGCUUUAGCCUGGGAUCUUCGGCACGAACCCUUUCCAGAGAGGUGAAAUCUAACCCUCUGAUGGGACGCAACAGGUGCACAUUGCCGUCUGUGCAAUAACCAGCUGUUCUUGUCAAAAGCAAGAAACGGAAAGAGCCAAGCAGUUCCCUCUCUCUCUCUCUCUCUGUCAGACCCCCAACACUUUAACAUUUCCACUGGGAAAUCAUUUUAAGGUUACAGCUGAGAGGUUAUGUCUUUGUAACUAUUUAUCAUAGGUAAGGUUUAUAUAAACACACAUCGCAGGCCGGUUCGCACGAAUAGUGGUGGUGUAAUUUAACACGUCAAUAUUUGCAAUCAAAUUAAAAUGGGCGUAAACAAACGUUCAUUAUCACACAGUGAUUUGAAUAAUGUUCGCAAGUAACCCCACUUCAGCAGUCGUUCGUUCAGAAAUCCGACUUAUUGGAUGUAUGUUUUACGUGCUGGCUGUUUGUGUUGUUGUCGGACUGUUUACAGAUACUGGAACAAACUGUCCAUAGGGCAAUCCUCCUGAUAAUGAUCCAGCAGAUAUUUCCACGGGUUUCGUGUUAAUAGCACAGGUUGUGUAACGCAUCCGAUUAUGGAAGAGAUAUUAAUGGAAAAUAUCUGACAUUAAAAAAGAAGGUUAUGAUUUAAAUAGCAGAUUCAAAUGUACAUUACAGCUGCUCAAUAACAUUGUGUUGAUGUUAUUGAUGGUGCAUGUGUUGUUAUAUACAUUUAUGAGCUUAAGUCAGUGUUCGUGUGUGUGUGUGUACUUGUACAGCUAUCUUUGUCAUAACCAAUUGAAAAAGCAUCAGAGCGAAGACAAAGAGAGUGAAGACAUUUUGUCCGGUCCUCACUUUCUGGCACCCCUUUAAAGGCCUUUUGGGGGGUUAGGGUUAGGUUAAAGUUGGGGUUAGGCAUUUAACUGUGAUGGUUGGGGUUAACGUGUGUUCCCAGGUGAAAAAAAAGUACACUUUAAUAAUGUACUAUUAUCACACACUAAUGUUGUAUUUAUGGCUGUCAAAAGAUUAAUUGCGAUUAAUCGCAUACAAAAUAAAAGUUUAUGUUUGCAUAAUAUAUUUGUGUGUGUAUUGUGUGUAAUUAAUUUGUAUAUAUAAAUACACACAUACAUUUAUAAAUGUAAGCAUUUUAAAUUUAUUUAUGUACAUUUUUAAUUUAUAUAUAAUAUAAAAAAAUCUAAAUAAAUAUAUAUAUAUAAACAUGUAAAUUUUUCUUAAAUACAUACAUGCAUUUGUGUGUAUUUAUAUAUACAAAAAAUAUUACAUACAGUGCACACACAUAUAUUAUGCCAAAAAAAACUUUUAUUUUGUAUGCGAUUAAUCACGAUUAAUCUUUUGACAGCGCUAGAUACAAAAAAAUCUUCUGUAGUAUUUCUUAAGAUCUUAAAUGUAUUUAUCUGUGCUAUUUUAAAACGCCAUGAAUAUUAUGCUAAAAAUGUUUAUUUUAAAAAUGUAUUUAAGUAUGAAAGAUGGGUUCAAGUUUAAUAAAAGUGGUAAUAUUUUUAAACAGAGAUUGUGUGUUAAAAUCACAUUUUUGUUUAUAUUCAUGGUGUCUCAAAAUAAUAAGGAUAAGUACAUUUAGAUAUUCUUAUGAUUAUUAUUAAGAAGAAUUUUUUAGGAAUCAAGGACAAAAAUAGGGCGUGAAAAUAGAGCACUUUAAGACGUGUACUACAAUUAUUUGUUAUUAUCAUCGGAUUAAAGUGUUUGACUAGUGAGCUGUACAAUUGUUUGUGUGUGUGCGUGUGUGAUGUGAUACGCAAACAAGAUUUGUAUUUCUAAAUAUAAGUAUUUUUCAACAUCUAUCUAGUAUUGUUUUGUGAAAUCUGUUCUUUGGGUAAAAAUCUGUGAGGCUUGAAUUGCUUUCAUUUUGUAAAGCAUUUAUGGUGCUUCCCUUAAGAAAAUUAGCCAUGGUUUUACUACAGUUAAAACCAAAAAACCAUGGUUACUGUGGUAAAACUAUGGUAACCACA